This is a messenger RNA of Magnolia sinica, 1222 nucleotides long. Its product is annotated as cysteine-rich receptor-like protein kinase 2. The record is from RefSeq and is a predicted model, not a curated record. The transcript has a single exon. NCBI's taxonomy places the organism in Eukaryota, Viridiplantae, Streptophyta, Magnoliopsida, Magnoliales, Magnoliaceae. Gene Ontology annotation, cellular component: plasmodesma. Bases 144 to 962 code for a protein of 272 amino acids.
UUCUGUUGACGCCGCAUACUGCAUUCCUCACUUAAGACCCUGCUUUCUUCCGAAACCACGGAAAAGAAAGAAAAGAAGAGGAAAGAAAAUUAAAAAACAGAAUUGCUAAAAAUCGUAAUUCGUCUGAAAUUCAUCUCAAGACCAUGCAAAUCACAAACUCUCGUCUCUUCUCCGUCGCAAUCUCUCUCCUUCUCUUUUCAAAAUUCACAUCUUCCGAUCCCCAAACCAACCUCCUAACGAUGGCUUGCGACGCGUACAAUGCAACCUACCCCUCCAUCUUCUCUUCCAACCUCGAUUUCGUCUUUGCUGAGCUCCAGUCCCUACUUAAUUCCAACCACUUUGCCAAGGCCCAGCGUGCCCACACCGACGAAUUGGCCUACGCCAUCGCCCAGUGCCGGCAGUACCUCUCUACCUCCGACUGCCUCUCCUGCUUCUCCACCGCCACCUCCCAGCUCCGAACCCACUGCUUGAACGCCGACGGGGCUCAUGCCGUCUAUGAUGGUUGCUUCCUCCGUUAUGAGGACGUGGGAUUCUUCGAUGAGUAUACACAGCCCUGGAGAUCCGGGUCUUGUGAGAAUCGCACGGUGGAUGGCGGUGGUUUCACUGAGAUGGCCAGGGAGCUGUUGAGGGAUCUAUGCAUGGCAACACCAAGGAUAGACGGGUUUUUCGCCGCGGCGAGGAGGGAGACAGUAGGGGGCAGAGUUGUGUAUGGUGUGGCCCAGUGCUUGAUGACAGUGAGCGAGAACGGGUGUGAAGAAUGCCUGAAGGGGGCAUAUGAGACUAUAGAGAGCUGUCCUCCAAUUGCCAACGGGUGGGCCGUGGACGGUGGGUGUUUUCUGAGGUAUGCAGACACAGCAUUCUUUGACGAUGAUCAGAUAACAGAUCUUGCACAUUUCCUGAAAAGAGGCGAGUUCUCUGAAGAAUUCUGCACAAUAGUAAAUUUUUUUUUUUCAUUGGAGUAGUACAUCAACUGGAUCAUCACAUGGAUGGACCACAGCAAAAAUAAAAUAAAAUUGCAGUGAUCAACCAUCCUAAUUAUAUAAUGUGGGCUGUUGCUCAACUCUUACAGGACUGUCCAUUUACAGUCCCCUAAUUGGGCUGCUGAGAUAGUCCAGUUAUUUUGGUCUUUUGGUUGUAUGGCCAAUCUACAUAGUUGGGCCAUCAGAUCAAAUCUUGAUGAACUUACACUCAGUUCCAUGUGUACUAUUAAUAAGGUUGGGUU